GGUGUUCACAGCCUGGCACCGGCGUUCCCGACCCCCAGGCAUUGCCAAGCCCGUCUUCCCCGCCCUCUACGGCUCGGAAGCCCCGUGCAUGUCCCAGGAGUUUGCCUGUGGCCUGCCCCCUUUGCUCCUGCCACCACCCGCCUCGGGCGCCGGAACAGGAGGCUCUCGGCUCCAUCAGGAACCACCUCUUGGGUCCGGCGGGCGCCCUCGCCCUGGGCGGCUCGCCCACCCCGGGCUCUCUGCCCACGGUGCCAGCUCUGCCGUAGAUCUCCCCAGUCCGCCGCAGCGGCCUAUGCUCGACGUAGGUUUUUCUUUCCCCUUCGGAGCCGUGACGGACUGGGGUUUUCUUCCCUGCUGCCUCCCCCUCGAUGGUCAGCGCGGCGCUGGCCCAGGACUGGGCAUUUCUGCUCGCUUUCUCUUUGGCGAGGCGGUUCCUCGCCGUCUGACCUUUGCUCUGCUGCCGCAUUUUAUGCUGUGCAACUGCGUUGCAGUUGCCUUUCCCUUCCCUGGCCUCUGCGGGGCCCGGGGCUUCUCGGCCUCCUCGUGUCUCCCUGUCCCCGGGCACCGAGCUGUGCCAGGCCUCGAGGCCGCCGGGCCGCACUGGGGCUGUGGUGGGGGCUGAAGGUGCGUUUACAUAACGCCGGGCGUGUGGGAGCUGGAGGAAGAGGUUGCGUGCGUAGGAGAGAUAAGGCUCUCGCUUUCCCUCCUUUCUUGGUGGUACCAGGCUUGACAUCCCUGAGAAGAGAGAAGGAGAGAGACGGGCCCCUAGAAGCCUGUUUCUCCGCACAGCCCAGAACCUCAGGCCCCAUGGAGCCCCCAAUCCCACAGAGCGUCGCCCUGACUCCCAGCUCGGUCAUGGUCCAGCCCCUUCUGGACAGCCGUAUGGCCCACAGCCGGCUCCAGCACCCGCUCACCAUCCUCCCCAUCGACCAGAUGAAGACCAGCCACGUGGAGAACGACUACAUAGACAGCCCUGGCUUGGCCCCCGCCACUGGCCCCAAGCGGACCCGGAGCGGAGCCCCGGAGCUGGCCCCGAUGCCCGCCCGCUGUGACCAGGAUGCCACCCACCACUGGAUUUCCUUCAGCGGGCGCCCCAGCUCCGUGAGCAGCAGCAGCAGCACGUCCUCCGACCAGCGCCUCUUGGACCACAUGGCCCCACCGCCCGUGGCCGACCAGGCCUCCCCGAGGGCCGUGCGCAUCCAGCCCAAGGUGAUCCACUGCAAGCCGCUGGACCUCAAGGGCCCGGCCGUGCCCCCGGAGCUGGACAAGCACUUCUUGCUGUGCGAGGCCUGCGGCAAGUGCAAGUGCAAGGAGUGCUCGUCGCCCCGGACGUUGCCCUCCUGCUGGGUCUGCAACCAGGAGUGCCUGUGCUCCGCGCAGACCCUGGUCAACUACGGCACCUGCAUGUGCCUCGUGCAGGGCGUCUUCUACCACUGCACCAACGAGGACGACGAGGGCUCCUGCGCCGACCACCCGUGCUCCUGCUCCCGCUCAAACUGCUGCGCCCGCUGGUCCUUCAUGGGCGCCCUCUCCCUGGUGCUGCCCUGCCUGCUCUGCUACCUGCCCGCCACCGGCUGCGUGAAGCUGGCCCAGCGCGGCUACGACCGCCUGCGCCGCCCCGGGUGCCGCUGCAAGCACACGAACAGCGUCAUCUGCAAGGCGGCCGCCGGGGACGCCAAGGCCAGCAGACCCGACAAGCCUUUCUGACACUCAGGGCCGAAGCCCCGGCGCUCCCCCUGGAAACCCGGUACCCUCGUGACACCUGGGAAGACCCUCACAGCGGGGAUCAGAGGCUCUCGCAUCCUGGGGCGGACCGGCUGGUCUGCCCAUCCCAUCUCCCCACCCACCCACCAAGCUUCGGAAAAAACAGAGCAGCCGUCGCCCACCCCCGCUCUCCCUCCAAAGGCUGAAGAAGCGCUUUGCGGUGUUUUUCAGGGUCUGGGGACUUUGCGUGGAACGGACAGUGGCAGAGGCGUGGUAUGGUUUGGGGGCGACUUUUCUUUUUCAGAAGAUGGAGCACAGAUGUGGACGCAUCCGGAAGCUGCAGCUGCUCGAAUGCCUUCCCAGGCCCCCCUCCGCCCGCCCUCUCUCCUCGCUCUUUUUUUGCAUUCUUUCUGGCUGCCUGGGAAGCAUUGGGAACUGAGUGGCCAGGGAACCUUGGAAGAAGAUCCUCGGAGUCCUGAUGCCCCCCACCAGCCUCCACCCCUCCUCCACCCUGGUUCGCCCCGACGUCUUGGGGAAGGUAUAGACCCUGAGAAGCCCUGUUGUAUAUACACACCUGGGAGCCCCCCUCGUUCCUCGCUCUGCCUCCCCGGAGCCAUGGAUGGAUUUAGGAACUACUGCACCGUACAUUUUUCUCCCUUCCAGCUUCCGCACUAACUCUCGGGGGUCGGGGGGAAAGGGGAGGGUGUUCCACUCCUAACACCGUCCUUCGGUUCUUACAGAGUCACAGACUCACCUGCCCGCUAUGUGUCCCCAGGUCUCUCUGCCCAGACCCUUUCCAGAAACUUCACGGGUAGAGAAGCCCAGGGCGGGCGAACGCAAGACCAAAUACCAUUUUGCCAAUGAGUCUGAGGCUGCGGUCUCCGGAUCCAGUCGUUAUGUUUUUAUAGAAUCAUUAAACCAGAUGCUAACGGUGUUUUAAAAAUAAUAAUAAUAAAACAUUUGCUUCCUUUUGGGCCACCCCCAGGAAGGGCUGAUUUCAAAAUCUGGGGGGGCGAGCAACCUCAAGGAGCACAAUCCCCCUCCCCACCAAGAAGGAUUUUCACAGCGGAGUGACAGUGGGGGCGAGCUGGGUGUGGUGUUUCUUCUGUCCCGAUGCUGCUGCUUGCUGUCAUAGGCUUUGUGUACAGUGUCUGUAUCUUUACUGUAAAUAGACAGAUGAUGGAAACAAGAGUCUAUUUUAGUGUUAGGAAGCCCUGGCGGGGUUGUCAGAAGAGUGUGGCUGAGGGAAAGAUUUUCCAGGGGCUUCUUGGGACGGAGCCUGCCUCCGCGCGCAGCCGCACGAGCCCCUCCCAACAGCCCCCAAAGACGUAGCAACUCUUUCUCUCAAGGUGCUAAAGGACUCAGAAAGUGCAGCUCGUCCAGUGGGUAGGUACUUGUUGCAUGCAAAAGCUAAUCGUGUGUCUGGUCCCCCCUCCCCGCCCCCCAGCUGCUGGGUGUGGGGGGUGCCUUUUGCUCCUUGCGUGGGAAUUUUUUGCCUCUCUCUGCCCCACCACAAGAGAAAGUGACCUGGGUCAGAAAAACUACCCCAGGGGAUGCUGGAAGUGCCAGAGACAUGGUACUUAUAGCAGUUUCCAGUUGGUUCUGUAGGAAAAGAACCGCCUCCAGGAGAGAGAGGAGGCAGAGAGCUGCGAGGGUCCCGCAGCCAGUGCUUCCCAAGGAUUUUUCUUUUUCUCCUUCCUGAAGACCGAUUGUGACAUCUUAUGAUUCAGCGUAAGUUAAUUGUAACCCUAGGUAUUUAUUGAUCGGAGGAAAGGAGGGGGCGGGUCUUAUUAUUUGAGGCUUUAUUUAUAUAACGUUUGCUAGCUUGUAAAAGGCGAAUAUGAAAUACUGCACCUGCAUUUUCUAAGGCUGAUCCUGUUGCGCUCCUGGCCCCGGCUGUGAUGGAUGUAUGGACAUUCUUGCACAAAUCCGAGGGAAUGGUAGGAAAAAAAGACACAUUCAGCCAACCACUUAUCCUCAUUGAAUGUAUCAGAUGUUAAUGAAGGGACUGGAGAUAUUUUCCUCAGAAUAGGUGGGCAGAGGUUACCCCCCCAAAAGAGGACACACGUCCACUCUUGGCGAGGCCUCAGAACUUUUCCCAAAGCCCCUCCCUCGAAUGUCUCCAUGGGAAACUUGACCCAGCGGCAAGUUGCACUUUGGUGAUCUUUGUACUACACGCCCAUUCUGUGGAGAAUUGAUUUACAUAAGCUGUGUAAACACACACACACACACACACACACACACACACACAUCCUUACCCCCACCCUGUCUAUCUACAGAGACCCCGUUUCCUGGCAAAUAGCCUCCUGAACCCUGACUUUUUGUGUAUAUAGUUGUAAACACGGAUUUUUCGGGGGGUUGGUUUUCUUUUCUUGUUUUCCUUCCCCGUCUUGGCUUGUUCUGUUUGGUUUGCGUUGAGCCUGCUGGAUGGACAUUUGCAGAACUCUCGGUGUCGCGCGCGUGCUCAGCCGCGGUUCUCCCCAGCUCUGUGGCAUAGCAGUCCACGGCAGGUUCCUCUCAGCUUCUUGGCCAAAAGAAGAAAACAAGAAAACGAAAACUGGCUUGCCUGUGGACCCCAGGGGCCCAUCAAGGGCCACGAGGGACCAAGCUCUCAGAAACACACCCCCUUUCUGGGGCUGCUUCGGGCUGAUGGUUUCCUGUCACCAGUGGCCUGCCUGGCUGGAGUGUGCCUCGUCUUGACCUCUUGUGAAAAGUGCCAGCUGCUUCCCACUUCUGUUCAGCCUGGAGUGGCUGGUGGUUCUGCCUGGGACUGGGGGUGGGGUCCACAUGAGCCUGAGUCUGAGACCCUUGUCCUAAGGGGCCACGCCUGUUUCCCCUUCGAGCGUGGGUUUCUGCAGCCCCACCCCCCCGGCCGGCACCCUGGGAACUGGGGGUAGAAGAGCCAAGCCGUUGCAGGUGAUGGCAAGGUGCCUCCAGCUCGAGGUCGCUAGCUGGGAGGUGUAAAGACUGGUCCCUGCUGUUGAUACGGGCUCCGCACAGCUGCCGGAGGUGGAAGACCUUCGUGUGAUGGGUUUGGUUCUUUGAGCGUUCUGGAGUCUGGGUAUGUCCCCGUUGGACCCCGAGGGAAGCCCAGUUAGAUUAUGCGGAGUCCAAGUGUGGAAAGUGGGUUGGGACCAGCAUCCAGAUCAAGUCACCUUCGUGAUCGCGCUGCCCCCGGAGACGUCCGGGGGGAUGCGGGCAGCACGACUUUGCACUGGAUGAGCCAUGAGGGCUUCCUGCAGACGUCCCCGGCCUUCUGGGUCAUAGCUUCAGUGAGCGUUCUCACGCCCUCGCUUGCUGUGACAGUUGGUGACAAGUCUUAGGCUGCCAUUUUCUGUCGUGGGUCACUUUUCUCUGCUCACUGCCCUGCAGUUUGGUUUCGUGUUACAAAACAGAAAAGCCUUCAAGGGUCCCAGCCUGGCACAUGUCCCCCCUUCACUGUAACCCCCUUCUCACCCCACAACAAACAUUCCCACAGAAGGUUUCCUUUGUAUAGAAUAUUUAUUUUGAAGCUCUAUUUUAAUAGUAUUUAUUUUAGAAAGUUUACUAUUGUAAGAGUUCUUCUGUUUGUGAAGAAAAAGCAAGUUAAAAACUGAAUGUACUGAUCUAGAAAAUAUAUAUAAAUAUAUAUUGUUAAAUAUACACAGGACU
Sus scrofa (pig) is the source of this 5355-nucleotide messenger RNA. RefSeq names its product sprouty RTK signaling antagonist 4 (gene SPRY4). Gene Ontology annotation, cellular component: membrane; cytosol. The record is from RefSeq and is a predicted model, not a curated record. Lineage: Eukaryota; Metazoa; Chordata; Mammalia; Artiodactyla; Suidae. Gene Ontology annotation, biological process: animal organ development; negative regulation of fibroblast growth factor receptor signaling pathway; multicellular organism development.